AUGUCGGUGCUGGUUUCUGUGAGUCCUCUUCGAGGUUUUGGAGGCAUGUGGCAUGUCAAAGCUUGCUUGCCGUGCGUGCUGCCUUUUGUCUUGGCUUGGAUGCUGGCUCUUCAAGGCUGCAAGGACAACGUCGAUCAUGUCCAAGGCGAUGGCUCAGGAGGGACCAUCAGGAAUCUGCACAGUGUGGGAGGUCUCGGUCCCUUGAAAAGCCGGAAUUGGACCAGUAGCAACCUGAGCAACGUGGCAGUUGCCGGCAGCAACUCGGGCGAUGCCACAACUGCUGGCCGGACGGCCUUGCUGGAGCCCAGCAUGUCGCAAGCUGCACAAAGUAGCGCCAAUGCUUCCUCCCAAGAGGCCUCCUUUCCUCUGGCAGCCACGUUCUGGUCCCUCGGUGCGCGGCUGUUGAUGGCCGUGGUACCAGAGGCUUCCAAUGGCAGCUUGCUGCAGGAACAGAUGCUCAUGGUUGACACCGGAUCUUCCACGCUCGUCUUUUGCCAGAGCACUUUGCUCCAAGAAGCCGCCUACCAGGAAACGCCCUACAUCUCUUGCAAUCGCUACAACCCCGGUGGUGCUCCUAUGGAGUAUUGGGGCCCCUUUGUCACAGGGAACGUCCAUGCAGGCAACGUGACCUUCCAGGAUGCCACUUACAGCAUCAUGGCGGAGGAAGAGGGCAUGUCUUGCCAGGACGGCAUCCAGGGAAUCUUCGGCAUCGCCUUCCAGCAGUUGGAUGCUGCCUAUCCUGUGACGCCUGGCUUCACGAUGGCAGAUUGUCCGGAGGGGCUGCCGCCGCCCACGAGCAAGAAGCUGCCCUCGCCCAUGGUCAAGUUGGGAGCCCAAGGUGGUGUGGAGAAGCUGGGCAUCCACUGGUCCGGGCACCUGGGAGAAAACCAGGGCAUGCUCUAUCUCGACGAUGCUGCCGUAACCAACGAGCACUACGACGCGUCCUCGCUGGUGGGCCCGGCAGUUCUGGGGGAGAUGGGCUGGUAUGAUGUGGCGGUUCAGAAGAUCUCCGUGGGUGACCAGGAGUUCACAGGCUUCGGUUGCGCCCCGAGGCCUGGCAAGGCGUGCGUCAUGGACACAGGGACCCCGGCCGUGACGGUGCCGCCGAAAGUCUUUGACUCUGCCGCCCAGCUCGUCAAAUCCGGAGGGUCCGCGAACCUCACCUUCUGGCUGCCUGGCGUCGCUGGGGAGGCUGUGGCGCUCAGCUUCGAUGUGGCUACGCUCUUUGAGAUGGCGGGACUCUUCAAAGCCCGCGAGGGAGAGAAUGUCAUCCUUGGACUAUCAAUGUGGGCCUUCUACUACACUGUCUUCGACGUAACCGAUCAGUCCGUCUCCUUCAUCCCACAACAACCAGGCACGGCAGCCUCACGAAGGGCCAUUCUUCAUAAAGUCUUGGCCGAGGAAAGGGCGAUGGGUUUACUGGGACAUGGCGGGCGCCGGAUGGAGGAGCUGCCAAUUCACGUGUGA
Molecule: messenger RNA, 1467 nt
Organism: Symbiodinium natans
Lineage: Eukaryota; Dinophyceae; Suessiales; Symbiodiniaceae
Source: the annotation of a GenBank genome assembly